Molecule: messenger RNA, 1416 nt
Organism: Dracunculus medinensis (Guinea worm)
Lineage: Eukaryota; Metazoa; Nematoda; Chromadorea; Rhabditida; Dracunculidae
Source: the annotation of a GenBank genome assembly
AUGAAAUCCGAUGAAGAAUCGGAUGUUAGCUACGAAUCUGGCAUAGACGCCUCAGAUUCAAAAGAAGGAUUAAAUGUCAACAAUGUGAUGCUCGAUGAGACAGUAUCGCCAGCUGCAAGUGAGAUUCUCGCCAAUGAUUUUAUAGAAGGUUUUAAUGAUGAAUUAUUUCUAAAUAAGCUAUCGCAACGUGAAUUUACUGUAUUUUUACUUUCCGAAGUUGGUAAACCUAUUUACGCUUCUUGUGGACACGAAGAAGAAUUGUGUUCUUUAACAGCUUUAAUACAAACAUUCGUUAUGGUUGCAGAAUCAUGGGAAGAUAGCCUUAUUAAUAUGUGCUCAGGCAAUUUAUAUAUUGCUUUUUCUCAUCGAGGGCCAUUGAUCAUUUGCAUUAUCGUUCGAGAUAAUUGUCUUCUUGAUACUCAUAUUGACCUUGUUUAUAAACAAGUGCUUUCAGUAUUAUGUCGUGUACAGUUAUUAUCCAUUUUCGAUUUGAAGGGUCCUAGUUUCGAUUUAAGGAUUCUUCUGAGAGGAAUGGAUCGAUUGAUCAGUGAAAUUCUGUACUAUUAUCGUUCGGACGUCACUUUUUUUCAAAAAAGUGUUCGCGUCUUUCCAAUGCCUUUAGCUGAGCGCGAAUUUAUUGCAAACACAAUUUCUAAUUGUGUAAAUAAUACAAAGCCCUUGAAUUUCCUGAUUGAUCCCUUUGUUCCAUUCUUGUGUACAUCUUUAUCAAGCUCAAGCUUAUCAGUAGGUGAAUAUCCUUAUCUUAUAGUGCUCAAGCUAUAUGAUAAGCUUUUGAAAAGAAUUUUUCCGGUAACAAAUGUGAUAUUGGGCAUUGUUAUUGUUCACCGUCAGUUGGUUGCAAUGGUUAGAAUGAAUGGAGUCCAAUUGCAUCCUUUCGAUUUACAUAUUAUUAUCAAUCUUGUGGAAUGCAAUCCAUCAAUAAAAAAUGCCCAUAAUUGGAUUCCCAUUUGCCUUCCUCAUUUUAACGAUGCAGGUUUUGUUCAUGCCUACAUCACAUAUUUUGCUGAAGAAAGUCCAGCUUGUUUGAUUCUUAUAUCGUUGGAACGAAAUGCGUUUGAACCUCUUCGAAUGGCGGUAGAUUCCAUAUUAACUAAAUUAAAAGCGUCGAAAUCAUAUACUGUCCUUGAAUCUCUUUUCACCAAUCCCCUCGAUUUUGAGAUAGAUACGGCAUUAUUUCCCGAUUUGUGGCACUUUAUUUUGAAAAAAAAUUCAGUAAGUCAAGUAUGUUCUUCUUUAUCUCAUGUUCCAUAUACAAGUAAAGAGGAACGUCGACGCUUGCAGAAGUGUUACCGUAAGAUUGCAGAUUUUUGUUCACGAGCAAACCUCCAAGAAAUCUUUAUUAAAUCACCAGAAAACUGCAUUUAUGUUAAUGUUUGUUUACAAUCUUUACAUUAA